Paramormyrops kingsleyae is the source of this 3322-nucleotide messenger RNA. RefSeq names its product kinesin-like protein KIF12. Gene Ontology annotation, cellular component: microtubule associated complex. The record is from RefSeq and is a predicted model, not a curated record. Lineage: Eukaryota; Metazoa; Chordata; Actinopteri; Osteoglossiformes; Mormyridae. Gene Ontology annotation, molecular function: microtubule motor activity; ATP binding; microtubule binding. Gene Ontology annotation, biological process: mitotic spindle organization; spindle elongation; microtubule-based movement.
GCCGUCGUUACUCUGUCGCGCAGCCCUUUUGUGUAGGAGCCCUGAACCUGGUCCUUCAGACACGGUGACAGAAUGAGCCCUUUUGUCUGCCAGGAUUGGCCUGAUAUAAGCCGUAAGGGUUAAGAACGUUGCAGAAGGAAAUUUUACCAGCCUGGAGUGCGGGAGGAACAGACCAGUAUCACCAGUAUCAUUUCAUGCCUGGUGUUUGACCACAGCGCCGGCUGGUAAGACUUGGUCAUCUUCUGCAUUCCGCUCACGCCAGCCAUUGUUCGGCAGUGGGUACUGGGCCAGAUGGGACCACAGGAUGAGACCAGAGUGAUUGUGGCAGCCAGGGUGAGACCUACGAGUGAGCAAGAAGAUGCCAGAGGAGAGCAGGGCACCAUGUACUGUCCAGACCAGCGCCACCUGCUGGUUUGUCAUGGAGGCCGUGAGAAGGCCUUCUCGUUUGACGUGGUCCUGGGGCCACAGAGCUCCCAGCAGGACGUGUUUGAGGAAUGUGGCAUGAAGAAGCUGAUCGACAUGGCCAUUGUGGGGUUCUCAUGUACGGUGUUUGCUUUCGGACAGACAGGCUCCGGGAAGACCUACACAAUCACAGGACCACAUUCACUGUUCCUAGGAAGCUCACAGGAACCUCAAAUGUAUGGCUUGAUGCAGAGGUCGGUGUCUUAUCUUCUUGACCAAACCCAAUCGAUGGAUGGCGACGUCUCCUUGAGUGCCUCUUACCUGGAGAUCUAUAAUGAGCAGGUCCGGGAUCUCCUCACUCCCUGGUUGACGUCCUCCUUGUCUGUCCGCGGAAACCAAACUCACGGCUUUUAUGUGGAGAACUUGUCCACUGUUGAACUUGGCUCUCUGGAGGACUUUAUGAAGCUCCUGGAGGCAGGCUUGAGGAGCAGACGCACAUCCUCGCAGGCCCAGAAUGAGCACUCCAGCCGCAGCCACUCCAUCCUGACGGUCUCCAUCAGAGCUGAAGCGGCUAAUGCGAAUGAAGGCACGGCCACCCAGGGGAAACUGUGCCUAGUGGACCUAGCAGGAAGUGAACGGUUGAGGGGGCCCAGCUCCACAGAAGAUCUCCUGGAAGAGGCUGCCAACAUCAACCGAAGUCUCUUGUCUUUGGGCAAGUGCAUAUCUGCACUAGUGGACCCUAGGAAGAAGAGCGGGCACAUUCCGUACCGUGACAGCAAGCUCACCAAGCUGCUCUCUGAUUCCCUGGGUGGAGCAGGCAUCACGCUCAUGAUCGCCUGUGUGUCCCCCGCCACAGCCAACCUUCAGGAGACCCUGAAUACGUUGCGUUUUUCCAGCCGAGCCAAGAGAAUCAAAAACAGACCGAUAGCCAAACACGUCCUACGCGAGAAGCUGGUGGUCAGCCUGCAGGGAGAGAUCCGUUUGCUGCGCAGUGAGAACAUGCUUCUUCGACAACAUCUUUCCUCAGCAGAAGAAUCGGCCAGAAGAUCUUCUGUACCCAUUUCUGCCUGCUAUGGCGGUAGUGAGCCGCUAGGGAAGGUUGAAACGGACCCUGUGGCAGAGGGGUCCUCUUGCUCGAGUGUGUGUCUUAAAAACCUGCUGCAGGAGCUCAUGCAGGAUAACAGAAGACUGCAAGAGGAAAAGGCAGCACUGCUCAACUGCAUCCAGUCCUCCAAGCAACAGGGGGCGCUCCUGUCACUUGAGAAUGCUCAGUUGCUGCACAAACUGGACGAACUGCAAAGGUCUGAUACACCUGUGAUCUGUUAUGUCACACCUCUAACCACAUGUUGUAAAAGUGUCUGUUGCAUGUGCAGGGUCAUAUCGAGCACCGCACACGCCACCAGCAGCUGCUCGGGUCCAUCGCUGUGUGGGCGGGCUGCUCACUGCAGCCUGCAGUGUGUCCAUCAUCAGCUGCCGCUAGCCAUCAUCAGCCCCCUGCACAGAUGCCGUGCACGGGUGGCACUGCCUCCUCUCCGGGCCCUGCAGGCUGUUGCCUCUGGGGAGAAAUAUUCAGCCCAAACUGAAAUCCAGAGUGAGCCUCCCAGUCAGAGCGCAGGACUUCAUGGACGCUCAGGGACAGAGAGCAGGGGCCGCAUUCAGCAUUUCCUGGCUCUGAGGGACAGCAGGGCCCUUCGGGGUCGGCCUGCGGAGCCCCCCUCCUGGAGGUCUCCCAACAAGGUGCUCCCGAGUGCCCCGCCCAUCUCGGCACUGAGCAAAGGAGCCACAACCCGCUGAAAAGUGCAGUGAUGUUUCAGUGAUAACGGCUUGCAGCCUAAAAGAUCAUCAUUUUCAAUGUCUUAGUCAUCCAGAAGAGCUCCUGAAUAAAUGGGAAAUGACUCCUGCUAAACCAGGGGUGUCAAACUCCAUUCCUAGGGGGCCGGAGCCCUGUGUAGCUUAGCUCUUUCCCUGUUGCACUGCAAAUGAUUCAGCUCAAGAGCUGUGUGGUAAUUAGCACAAGGAGGUGAAUCAGGUGUGUUAAAUGAGGGGAAAACCAAAAAUCAGCAGGGCUCUGGCCCCCCAGGACCAGAGUUUGACACCUGUGGGUUAAACAAUCGCUGGCCUCUUUUGUCAUCCAGAGCAGCAGAUUCUGAUUGAGUGGAAAAAGAGCAACAGCUUCCAGGGAGGAAGGCUGGCCGUCACCCCUAAAGACAAUCAUGGGAAGCUGCCAGGUUUGGGCAGAUUUGAUCACAUGAUUAUGGCCAUAUGCUCACUAGCCACCACAGUAAAUCAAUAAAAAAUGAUUUUAUUCAUUUGUACAUUUAGCUAUGAAAUAUUAAAUUAUUUGGUUAUAUCAUCUUUUUAAUUAUUUUGAUUCAUUGAUGAUUGGGGUCAGACUGUGUGCUUUCUCUCUGAAAUCUGAAUGAAAUCUGUCUUCACCUUUUCUCCGCCCUUGGUGCCCAGCCAGUAUUUCGCUGUGGAUCUUGGGUAUGGGGGAUAUGCAAGGUCAACCAUCAUUGACUGUAAAUCCACUCUGUAAUAUCGAUCUGCCAAAAAGAGAAGCGGAAGGUAGUGUUAGUGAGAAAGAUGAGCGUUGGGCUGCAAAGUGCUGAGGUCUCCUCUACAAUGUCAUUAUCUCCCCUUGCUGUUUUGUUACACUAAGGUAAAAAUACAUGUGGAGGACCAAUUGGCUGCAGUAGCCACUUCAGUUUUUUUUCGGGGUGCGGUUUUGUCAUUUUACAGAAGUUUAGCCAAACAUUUUUUAUUGAUUGAUCCACUAUAGUAAUGGCCAAUUAUUAUACUUGCUGCAAAGAUUCUGUUGUUACCAUGAUGAAUACGAGUACCUAAUAUUAACUGGUUCUUCUGUCAAUCUUGUUAUCGCAUGUUAUUUGUUAAUAAAAGGAAUGAAAGGACUAGAAAAUUA